Molecule: messenger RNA, 2040 nt
Organism: Saccharomyces eubayanus
Lineage: Eukaryota; Fungi; Ascomycota; Saccharomycetes; Saccharomycetales; Saccharomycetaceae
Gene: MET4
Product: Met4p
Exons: 1
Coding region: 1-2040 (679 amino acids)
Biological process (GO): regulation of transcription by RNA polymerase II
Cellular component (GO): nucleus; Cbf1-Met4-Met28 complex
Molecular function (GO): DNA-binding transcription activator activity, RNA polymerase II-specific; RNA polymerase II transcription regulatory region sequence-specific DNA binding
Source: RefSeq, a predicted model, not a curated record
AUGAAACAGGAGCAUCCCCGUGAAGGCGACUCGUACAACGCCGAGUUUAUAAACCUCUUCGGGAAGGACACCGCAGCGCACGGCAGCAGCAGCAACAACACCGCUAGCAGCAACGGCAUGGGAAGCUCUCACCCGCUGGACCAGUUUGUAGCAACAGCCUCGUCGUCGUCGUCGCUGGCGGUUGGAACCGCCAAUACACAGCCCUUGCUUGGCGAUGUUGGCGCCAGGGGCAGUAGCAACUUGUAUGACCAUGCGGUCACGCCGGAAAUACUGCUGGAACAGCUGGCUUACGUCGACAAUUUCAUACCUUCCCUCGACAACGAGUUCUCUAAUGUCGACUGGAACGUCAACACCACUCACAACAACAUAAACAGCAAUGGCACGAGCACUUUCAACACCAUAAAUGCGAAUCCUUUCGAUUUGGACGAGCAGCUCGCCAUCGAGUUGAGUGCAUUUGCUGAUGAUUCGUUUAUCUUCCCGGAUGAAGAUAAGCCCAGCAACAACAACAACAACAAUAACAACAACAACAACAAUAACAAUAAUAAUGACAACACCGCUGAUGAAGUGCCGCAUGCGAACCUUUUAAGCAACAACAGGCAGAGAAACCCUCAUUUUUUGACCGAAAGAAGGAACACUUUUUUAACCUCGCAAUACGAUCAAUCUAAAUCACGAUUUUCGUCUAGAAAUAAGAGAGGUGACAAUAACGGUGAAACAAACAACAACUAUGUGAACGACGACGGUAAUAGCAACAAUGACUUUGAACCGGAUUUCAUUGCAAGCCCUCCUCAAUUUCCUGUAAGCACGACUGAUAUGUCGUCCAUAGACCAUGGUGCUUUCACAAACGUAGAUAUCACGUCAAGUGAGAAUAAUGCUGCCAGCGGCAACGGCGUAGAUCCGCUAUCUCACCUAUUACGUAGAACAACUCAUACACCGAGCCGCUCUUCUCCUUUGAGUAAUGUUGUGUCCGCUCAAAACACGUCCAAACAGCGACAACCGGACGGUAAAAUCAACAAUAGCGACGGUUCAAGUACGGCCCCUAAUAUAACCGUUCCUGACUACUCCAUUAUUCCUACAUCCGUGUUGGUAACGCUGUUGCCAAGAGUUAAUGUCCCCAAGGGUGCGUACAACUCCUUGGUGGCAGCAGGAUUUGAUAAUGACCAAAUUGACGCUAUUGCCGCUAUAAUGGCUUACCAUCAUCAAAAAAAAACAAGGGAAAAUAGCAGCAGCAAUCUUAACAAUAAUGGUAACACUAGUACCAACCAAGAGGCGCCCCUUCUGAAAAACAUAAACGAACUUUUAAAUGUCCUGAUACCGUCUUCCUCUACCGACAUGGCCGCAACCUCUUCCUCUUCCUCUUCAUCGUCGUCCUCCUCUUCCUCUUCCAAUGGACACGGUGUAGUAGCAGAAGCAUCUUUUCUGAGCUCUAUUUUGGAACUAGGUCUUAACCAUCCGAAAAGUAAUAAUAUUCACAACGACAGACAGUCUACGCGAAAUGAACGUAAGAAUUCAAGGGAAGGGAACAAUAAUAACGACUACAGUAAUAAUGAUAAUGCAGCUUAUAAUUCAAGUCUUAACCACAGCAACGAAAUCACCAAGAUAAGAUCUGAACCAACGUUAAAUGCAAGCGCUCCUACUCGCAAGGACAACGCCUUGAAAAGAUCCCAUUCAGGUGAUUUGAAAGAAAGAAAAUCGUACAUUAAAGCCAAGUAUUCUGAUGACGAGGACGACGAAUACGGUGACGCCGACCUCCGUAAACAUAAAAAGAGACAACAGAUCAAGAAAGAGCUAGAGGAUGACGAUGAAGACUUGCUAAUACAAUCCAACAAAUCACAUCAGAGGAAGAAGUUAAAGGAAAAGGAAUUAGAGUCAUCAAUACACGAGUUAAGUGAAAUUGCAGCAUCUUUACAAAAACGAAUUCACACCUUAGAAACAGAAAACAAAUUAUUAAAGAAUUUGGUGCUAAGUAGUGGUGAAACUGAAGGUAUCAAAAAAGCUGAAAGCCUGAAGAAGCAAAUCCUUGAACAAGUUCAAAAAGAAUAA